AUGCCUGCCCAUCUGUUUGGUCCCAGUAGUCCGGCUAUAGUGAUCGAUAAUGGAACGGGGAUGCUAAAAGCGGGUUAUGCCGGAGAGAUGGAGCCUCGAGCUGUAGUACCAAUGAUUCUGGGUCGCCCGAAACAUGUUAAACUAUUGGUUGAUCGUACCAGUGAUCAGUGUUUUGUGGGCGAUGUGGCCGGUGGGAAACGCGGUGCCCUCACUCUGUCCUAUCCAAUAGUGAACGGGAUUGUACAAAAUUGGGAUGAUUUAGAUACCAUAUGGCAUCAUGUCUUCACAAAUGAACUACGGAUUUUGCCUGAAAAUCAUCCAAUCCUGCUCACAGAAUCCCCACAGAAUCCGAGAACUAAUCGUGAAAAAAUGGCCGAAAUCAUGUUUGAAAAUUUCAAUGUUCCUGCGCUGUACAUUUCCAUACAAGCGGUACUGUCCUUGUACGCAUCUGGCCGCACAACUGGCCUUGUAUUGGAUUGUGGUGAAGGUGUGACUCAUUGGGUUCCGGUGUUUGAUGCCUAUGUGAUACCGAACGCAAUUUGCCGACGCAAUCUGGCCGGACGUGAUGUGACCAAUUAUCUAAAAGUUCUUCUUACAGAACGUGGAUAUAAAUUUGUCACCACUUGUGAGCAUGAAAUCGCUCGGGAUGUGAAGGAGAACAUAUGCUAUGUGUCUUCGGACUUUGAGAACGAACUGCGUCGAUCGUAUCAUGAUCGAUCAUGCGAAAUGAACUAUCGCCUUCCUGACGGACAGCUCUUGCGUAUCGGGAAUGAGCGAUUCCGUGCACCUGAAUUGAUGUUCAAGCCUAAACUGGUUGGACUGGAAUUUCCCGGNNCAAUGUACAAAGGAUUUCCCGAAAGACUGCGCAACGAACUUCAUGCUCUUGUGCCAAAUAGUGUGAAUGUGAAAAUUUCUGCCUCUCCUGAACGCAAAUAUUCCGUGUGGAUUGGUGGUGCGGUAUUGGCUUCCCUAUCCAGUUUCAGUGAUAUGUGGGUCACAAAGGAGGAAUACGAUGAGUCUGGUCCAAGUAUCAUACAUCAGAGAUGCAUUUGA
Messenger RNA from Echinostoma caproni, 1053 nucleotides. The record is from the annotation of a GenBank genome assembly. Lineage: Eukaryota; Metazoa; Platyhelminthes; Trematoda; Plagiorchiida; Echinostomatidae.